CAUUUCAAAAGAAGUAUUACAAAACUGACAACCGAAACUUGACAGUUGACACUGACAAUUAGAAAACUCAAAGAUAAAAAGAGGAAAUAGUCGCAUAAAUAAAUAUCCUUUAUUCAUAAACUGUGAAUAAAAUAAUAAAAAUGCAUGCGCAAUUUAAUUUAACUGUGAUAUAAGUAAUACGAUUACAUAUAAGUGAUAAUAAAGUUACAAAAUGGAACACAUUCGACUGUUUGAUUGGUGUGCCACAGAACCUGAUCGACAAUUUGUAACAGUGGAGGAACUUGACAACUGUGUGACAGAGAGGAUCCUUAGGAACAAAUUCUAUGACCCGUUGGAAUCAUCCAGCUCUGAGGAUGAAGGCAGCAGGUGUAAAAUUGAUUGGGACAGCAUAUUUGCUAAGAAGAAAGAUUCUGAGAAGACUCAAAAAAUAUUUGUGCCAGGCCUCCAUGCUGUGCCACCGUACCUUAAAAAAUCAUCCCUCACUGAGCAGCAACACUACCAAUGUUUGAAGGUGUUGUGCCAAGAUAACCCGCAUGUACUGCCUGAUUAUUUUAUUGCAAGACCAACAAAGGCUGAUAGUCGAGUAAUGGAGCAAAUAAAAGAAUUAUAUGAGAAAGAACAAAAAGAAUAUGCAGAAUGGGCGAGAGCACUGUGGAAUAACAGUCAUUGUAUAAGGGCAUUACGUCCGAAGCCAGUCAUAGAGACUGUGUAUGAUGCAGAGUACAAGAUGAGGUCUCAUGAGGUGCGGUCGUUCCCCAAGACUUGGCAUGUUGCAGCGCAAAUACCACUUGAGAUGAGGAGUGGAGUAUUUGAAAUGGUGUUGAGAGAGGAUGUGGUUAAAGUAAAUUACGUAAUGUCGAUGGACGAAGACACGUGUGACCAAGACAGCGUCAUUACACCGGUUUAUGCGAAGAACACUCCAAAACGGAAGAAGGAAGAGAGCACUCCCGUUGAGAAAGAGAAGCGGCAGACGAGGUCAAGCGAUAUGCCGAAUUUUGGAAUCUAUACGUGUUCUUGUAAAGACUCAAUAUUUGAGAAACCGCCGCCACGAUCAUUCAGGAAAUGGUUGUUGAAGAAAAAGAACAGCCACGAAACAUACGACAUCAUCGUGCAUUGCUCGCACAAAACUAAGAACCGCACUCAGGAAGUGGUGUUGGAGCCCACGAUAGAGUACCAAGCAGACCUCGGCGCGAGCCAGCUCUCCCAGAGCAGGAUCAGGGCCAUGGCACUCGCGCUCAUGCUUAGAGAGGACGCUACGCUUCUUAACGUCCGCGUGGACAGCGACUCUGGGGACAUAAUAAGCGUGGAGCAGCCGUCCCUCCCCCCCGGCGUGGAGGGGGACGUGGCCCACAUCGUGUAUGCGUGCCUCGCGCAGCUCAGCGGCUUGUUGCCUGGACACUACGUGUUGCUGCAUGAGUCGCGUCACGGCGCGAACGCGUUGCUGCUGAGCCCCCGCGGCGCGGCGCAGGGCGGCGCGGCGCUGGCGUGGCUGGCCGCCGCGAGCGACGACGAGGCGCGCGGGGUCCGCGCCCCGCCCGUGCUGGAGCCCACCCUGCUGCCCUACCACAAGUAUCGUAGAAUCCUGCCGUGUGCUUUCACCCCUUACGAGAGUCAAGUUGCCAAGGAGCCUAAGAAGCCGGUGACGCGGCAAAAGACCCCGCCGCAAGCCAUCAGGUUGGAUGCGGGAGCGCAGAGCGGCACGCAUCGCAAGUGGCCGAAAAGGAAACGCAAGAAGACAAAAAAACUAAUUGCGGAAUAAACAUUUUAUUUAUAUAAAUUAUUUCAUUUUAUACAACUGAUGUACCUAUAUAGCUACGUGCAUAAAUAACAAACAUUCAACA
Messenger RNA from Manduca sexta (tobacco hornworm), 1841 nucleotides. RefSeq lists its product as uncharacterized. The record is from RefSeq and is a predicted model, not a curated record. Gene Ontology annotation, cellular component: transcription elongation factor complex. Lineage: Eukaryota; Metazoa; Arthropoda; Insecta; Lepidoptera; Sphingidae.